This is a messenger RNA of Chrysoperla carnea, 1241 nucleotides long. RefSeq names its product transmembrane protein 179. The transcript has 3 exons. Bases 121 to 867 code for a protein of 248 amino acids. The record is from RefSeq and is a predicted model, not a curated record. Lineage: Eukaryota; Metazoa; Arthropoda; Insecta; Neuroptera; Chrysopidae.
GUCAAAUUGAAAGAAUGACAUAUUAUUAUUUACAAAUACAAAAAUUAGAAACUAAUAAAUAACUUUUUUCCGAAAUUUAAGUGUUAAUUACUAAAUGUAUUGAAAAAAAUAUUGACAACAAUGUCAUUAAAUAAUGUUCUUUUACUAAGCCAAAUUGCUGGCUACGUAAUUGCAUUAAUUUUAUCGUUAUGUCUUCUAGUGCCAAUGGUAAUGCACGAUGACGAAUUUAGAGGACAUUGUCUUUUAUUUUCAGUUGGUGAAUGGCAGGAAUCCGAUGGACAAUUAAAUGUUGAUUGGGCUUCCAAAGCGUAUUGUAACUACACGAUUGUACUUGGCGUUGUAUCUUUUCUUGUGUGUGCCCUCCAAAUAUAUCGAUUGUCGAUGCUAGCAUUUCGAGGAGAAGAUAGCAGUUUUCUAUCGACAUUUGUUAAUGUGGUUGUUUGCAUAAAUUUAGCAGGUUUUACUGUAAUUGGGGCCAUCAUGAUAACAUUGGGCUUUAUGACGUGGUGUCAGAAUAUGACACAACGUUUUCCAUCAUGUGAAGUUGCUGCAGGUCGUGAUAUUGAUAAAAAGGAUAACAUUGAUACAUCCGGAUUUUAUAUUGAAAUUGGUGUCGCACAAUUUGGGGCAUGGGGUUCGUUUGCUUGUUGGGUGGGCUUAGGUGUAUUUGCAUUAAUUAAAUUAUGUCGUCAUCAUCAAUUGGAAAAUAUUCGAGUGUCGAUGUACAUUGAACGCCAACGUUUAGUGAAUCAAGCGGCGUCCAUGGGUAAUAGUCCAGUGCCCUCGGUGGAACAUGGAAGUGAUACUACAAAUGUUAUGGUCACACCAGAUUUUGAUAGUUCACUGGACGUGCCCACACGAACUUAAUAAAAAUUUUAUUUAAUUGUUUUUUUUAACUUUCAAGUUUAUACAACCACUGGACAGAAAGGGUGUUUUGUUAAAUUAUUAAUAUAUACUUGAAACUUGGUGAGUGGCUUCGUUUUGUGCGAGUCUACCGAACUUUCUCUCUACAGCUUUUUUCGAAAGUGGUGCGUUUAGAUUAAAAAACGCGGCAGGAAAUUUGUCAAAAGGAAGCGACAUACCAAGUUUGAAGUAUGUAUUAAUAAUUUAACAAAGCACCAGUUGUUUUGUUCAGAAAUUUGAGAGACAGUUUUCAAGGUCGUUAGAUAACUUUUUUAAUUAUUAAAAUUACACCUCUCCACCCCUUAUCUUUCUGGCCUCUAACAUAAAACAUAUUUUUG